Molecule: messenger RNA, 2368 nt
Organism: Bubalus bubalis (water buffalo)
Lineage: Eukaryota; Metazoa; Chordata; Mammalia; Artiodactyla; Bovidae
Product: olfactory receptor-like protein DTMT
Exons: 1
Coding region: 596-1546 (316 amino acids)
Biological process (GO): G protein-coupled receptor signaling pathway
Cellular component (GO): membrane
Molecular function (GO): olfactory receptor activity; G protein-coupled receptor activity
Source: RefSeq, a predicted model, not a curated record
CACACACACACAGUACCUAUCUCAUAGGGUUGCUGUGAAGAGUAAAUGAGUCAGUGCAUAUUAUGCUUUGAUCCCAGUGUUUAGCAAGAGCAAGCACUGACAAAUGUUUUCAUGCUCUUCUUUCCACUGUCAUCAGUCAUCAUCAUCACCAUCAUCAUCACCACCACAAACGCCAUCAUCUUACUCACCAUCAGCAUCAUUCCUGAGUGGUGAAGAUGGUGACUAAUUUUCUGGUUGACAUUAUACUGUUGGUAUCCCUAAGUGAGAGGCAUACAGACUUAUUCUACUUCCUGUCUACUUUCAGAUCAUGUUGCUCUGACCCCAUCCACGGUUCUGUUAUGGAACAUUCAUAGAGAAUUUUGAAAUUUGAUUGAAUUUGACCCAUAAUUUCAUAUGUGUUUGUUGUUUCCUUUACAUAAAUAUUUAUUUACAUACUUGGGAGAUUUCAAAUAAAGUAGUAAACAACUGCUAUGACUUAUGGGCAUUUAAUGAAAAUAUUUUUGAAAGUUCUGCAAUAUAUAUAUAUAUAUAUAUAUUUAGGCUUAUGCUUUCAUACAGAUUGUUCUUAAUUUUCAAAAGGUAAAACAAAAGCAGCAUGAAAAUGGGAAACCAAACAGUCGUCUCAGAAUUCCUCCUCCUGGGCCUGCCCAUUAGACCUGAUCAGCAAGACCUGUUCUACACUCUGUUCCUGGCCAUGUAUGUUACCACCGUCCUGGGGAACCUUCUCAUCCUCGCCCUCAUUUGCCUGGACCCCCACCUCCACACACCCAUGUAUUUGUUUCUCAGUAACCUGUCUUUCUCUGACCUCUGCUUCUCCUCUGUUACAAUGCCCAAAUUGUUACAGGACAUGCAGAGCCACAUCCCGUCCAUCUCUUAUGCUGGCUGCCUGACACAAAUGUACUUCUUCCUGCUUUUUGCAGACCUGGAGAGCUUCCUCCUUGUGGCCAUGGCCUAUGACCGCUACGUGGCCAUCUGCUUCCCCCUGCACUACACCACCAUCAUGAGCCCCAGGCUCUAUCUCUCCCUGCUGGUGCUGUCCUGGGUGCUGACCAUCUGCAUUUCUUUGUUGCACACCCUGUUCAUGGCUCGGCUGUCUUUCUGUGCUGAUAACGUGAUCCCCCACUUCUUCUGUGACAUGUCAGCUCUGCUAAAGUUGGCCUGCUCUGACAUUCAGAUAAAUGAAACGGUGAUUUUUAUCCUGGGAGGGCUUGUCAUUAUUGUUCCAUUCCUGUUGAUAUUUUCAUCCUAUGCACGAAUCGUGUCCUCCAUCCUCAAGGUCCGCUCUGCCAGGGGUAUCCACAAAGCUUUCUCCACCUGUGGCUCCCACCUCUCCGUGGUAUCUCUCUUCUAUGGGACAAUCAUUGGCCUCUACCUUUGCCCUUCAUCUAACAAUUCUACUGUUAAAGAGACUGUCAUGGCUGUGAUGUACACUGUGGUGACCCCCAUGCUGAACCCCUUCAUCUACAGCCUGAGGAAUCAAGACAUAAAGGGAGCCCUGAGAAGAGUCUUUUCAAAAUGGACAAUUAGCUUUUUUUUCAACCAGUGACUUUAAAGAUUAAAGGAUGUCUUCAAACAGUAGGUGUGAUACUGACAGUGAGUAGUAGUCUAAACAGCCUAGGUAGCACCCAAGCUUGGUGCGGCUGGUGCAGCGUGCAUAGCACCCCCAAGAAGACUUUCCCCCAAACGUCAUUAGAGGCAGGUUACAUUGUGCCUCUUGGGUUUGUCACUGAAUCUUGAUUGUGAUGCACCGUGAUGUGUAGUGGACACUCAAUGACUAUUAUUCAAUUUUGAAUAAAUACCACUGCAUUUUGGGGUUUAUUGCACUCAGGGAAUGUAUUGUUGUCAUUUAGUUGUUAAGCUGUGUCCGACUCUUUGCAAGCCUGUGGACUGUAGCCCACCAGGCUUCUCUGUCCAAUAUAGUAGUGCCCAAUUCUCUAAGAAACAAAUCCAAAUUUCUCAAACACUUCUGUACUUUGCUUCUGCCAAACAUGUCUACUCCAUGAAGAAUAUCUUCCAAUUUAUUAUGUAUUACUCUUGCAACUUUAUUCUCCAGGAGCAUCAUUUUCCCCCUUGCUAAUCUAUUCAGUUUUAAAUUUUAUUUUCAGGUAUUGAUUGAUUCAUCCAUUUAAUGAUCACAUUCUAAAAUUAUUUCUGUUUCCUUUAACUAUACCAAUCAUUUGUCAGUUAAUGGCAAGUUAAUUACUUCUGACGUGUGCUGUGCUAAGUCACUUCAGUUGUGUCCUACACUUUGCAAUGACAGGGACUGUAACCCUCUAGGCUUCUCUGUCCAAAGGAUUCCUGGGGCAAAAAUACUGGAGUGGAUCUUGCAACCAUGCCCUUCUCCAGGGGAUCUUCCCAACCCAGGGAC